Molecule: messenger RNA, 261 nt
Organism: Knipowitschia caucasica
Lineage: Eukaryota; Metazoa; Chordata; Actinopteri; Gobiiformes; Gobiidae
Source: the annotation of a GenBank genome assembly
AUGGACGGCCCUUCAAGAACUCACAAACACUCACAAGCUCUGCCUGGCCCCGGUGACAUCAUCGAUGCCAUGGCAACCGGAAGGGACGAUCUGACUGACCCGGAGCUGACUGACCCGGAGCUGACUGACCCGGAGCUGACUGACCCGGAGCUGACUGACCCGGAGCUGACUGACCCGGAGCUGACUGACCCGGAGCUGACUGACCCGGAGCUGACUGACCCGGAGCCGACUGACCCGGAGCCGACUGACCCUCGGCGCUGA